This is a messenger RNA of Trametes versicolor FP-101664 SS1, 3780 nucleotides long. RefSeq lists its product as uncharacterized. Bases 1 to 3780 code for a protein of 1259 amino acids. NCBI's taxonomy places the organism in Eukaryota, Fungi, Basidiomycota, Agaricomycetes, Polyporales, Polyporaceae. The transcript has 5 exons. The record is from RefSeq and is a predicted model, not a curated record.
AUGCACCAUUCCCCCCCGAAGCCGCCCGCCGGUGGUCCCGCUCGCGGUGGGGCUCCUGAGGCCGACUCCCGCAGGAUCGCAUCUACACAGUCCCCUCGGCAGAGGAAUCCCAAAGAUGAACGUGCCCGCCACAACCAACCUGCCCCGCACCCACCCAAAGGCAUCAACGCGUCGGAGAAUCGCGACGGGUCUUCGAGCCACCGACAUGUGGCUAAAGAGCUGCAGGGCGCCCAGCAGAUAUCGAAGGCCUCCGUUCAUCCUACAGAAACUGUGCGCUGCACGACCACUCCCAUUGGCGCCCCAUAUGCAAAAGAAUACGCUAGCGGGCCCGGCGCGGGGAUGAAAGGAGGAUCACGCUCUACGCGCGUGGUGAUGAGUGCCCAACCCACAGACACGGCCCUUACCGCUACACUUUCGAACGCGGCACCCGCCAAGUCCACUACCACACCAAUCAUCCCAGCUGGUACGCCGUCGAAGACGCACGCCCCUCGUGUGACCCCCUCCCCGAAAUUGCGCCGGACACCUGUGGUUGAUCCCUCAGCGUCGACAACCACGUCCACACCCAAGGCAAGCUUCAGCGGCACGCCCAAAUCGCGUCCCCCCACCUUGCCCCACGCCGAUGAGCAGACCCCACAUCGCGCCCCAGUACCGACUACUACUGCAGCGCACAGAUCCGCACGGAUGAGCGAUGAGGAAAUUGGGAAGAUUCUUAAAGAGCACAUGGAUAACUGCCACACAAAGCUGGAUCAUCUCGCCGAGAUCUUACAAAAUCGCAGGCCAUUCACUCGCGAAGACGCAGCACGGUCCGGUGCGGCAAAAGCUAAGCUGAAGGCUGACCCCGAGGCUGCUGCCGCCGCCCAACAACCACCCGCUACCUCCCAGUCGUCUCCAUCAGCAGCGACUCCGCUAGUCCAUGCGAAAUCUUCAACGGCACGGGCUGAAAACUCGUCGCAAGCAGCGGGGACAAAGACUCAACCCCCACGGACAACACCGCGUCCGACCAGGGAUUCUAAUGCGCCAUCACGCGUAGGGAGGCCGCUUCCGAGCGACGCACGCCCGGCCGCUCAGUCCACUGCUGCAGUCAAGCUUGCUCCCGCUGUGGCGCAUUCUCCGCCUCGAGCCUUGUCUGACGAUGGCUCGAGCUCUGUCUCGCAGUCCAGCUCACAAGCAACCAUUACCCCCGCCCGCGCGGCCAAACAGGCGGCGGCCGAAUUGAUAGGGAGGGCUAACAUACAUGCCUGGUGCGAUGCGAUUCCAGAGAAUGCUUGCUCUCCGUCAGCUCCACCAUCGUCGGUUGGAAAGAUCGCGACGAAUGCGCUGUCUGACAUUUCAGAGCGCUCCGAUCACUCAACGCUGAUACAGGCGGCACCGAAGGCCCCCCAGACGAGUGCACAGUCCCCGCGCGCGCCAGUGGCGGCAGCUGCUGCCAAGCCGACUCCUACGACAGAACCUCGGCUCAGCCAUCUCCCAACGCCCGCCACCGCACCAAGACCUACCGCAAGACGAGCCUCUGCCACGCCUCCGCCUGCCCCGAAGGCUGUCCCGCACCCAGCGGUGCGCCCAAACCCGCCUACUGCGCAGGUGCCACGUCUGAAGACCGUUGGUACUCAAACCACACCUCCCGCGCGCCCUCCACUCCCUCCCACCCGUUCGACGCGCGACAUCGCCACAUCUACGGCAUCGGCGCCUCCCUCGACAAAGUCAUUGAAGGGGGGAGAUCUUCCGCCCUCCAAACAUGUACCGUCAGAGGCUACGAAGCGGAGCCCUCAAAUGAGGCGGAUUCUGCCGUCAACUUUGUCUGAAGCCACGUCGACAAACAGCAUGUCCCCGAAGAGUACCACGCAUACCGCGAAGAGCGAUGAAGCUCGUUCCCAACGAUCUCAGUUCAUCAUGCUCGUCGACCCCCGCGUUCCAGGAAGCCCCCGUAAAGCUGCGUACGCGGACGUCGUCAUCCAGCAGCAGCUCUGCUCUCAGUCUUUCCCCGGCUCCAUCUACUCCCUCGCCGGCACAUCCGAAUCCCCCUUCCGCCCGCACAGCAAAGCAGCCCUCGCCACCCGACGCAGCAUCUAUUCAUCUAGCCCCCACCUCACCCAUCGAAAGGUCGCGACCGAGGGUGCGGAGAGCAAGGCUGCGCCGCGACGCAAGGUAGAAGUCGCCGCCGGUGGGUCUGUUGAAAAGGCUCGGUCCCUGAACGCGACGACACCGCAACCGCGUCCAACCCCGACGCCGAGCCAUCGUAGUUCCCUGGUCUCGAACAUGGACUCCGCUGCCAUGCCUCCCUCCGUCAUGGAUUCCGAAUGUGGCCUUGUCACUCCCCCUAUCCAGGCGUCGAACACUGAAGUGGUGUCUUCGAAGGUGGGGAAGGUUUCCUCUCCGAAGCACGUCCGACCGUCGACGGCCAAUGCCGCCUGCGCGUCUACGGGCAUGCCCGUGAAAGAGGUCGCCAAACGUCUGGCGAGGCUAUCUAAGGCGGAUACCGUGGUAUCGGAGGUCGCGUCUAUCGACCACGUACUGCCCCCUCUUCCGCCGCUCCCUUCCCUCCUGGUCUCUGGGAAGCCCUCUUCCUCUGGCACAAGGGCUACCACUCUCAGCGCGAAAGGAAAAGAACGUGCCCGCGACCUAUCGCCGGAACGCUCUUCGGCAGCGCCCUCGGAAGGCCACUCCGUCGUUGGGACUGAGACGUCGUGCGGUGGCAGUCCACCUCAAUUCGCUCUUCAGCAGUCCCCCGCAGCAGCAGCAUCGUUCGUCUUGGACCUUGACAAUUGGAGCGAGUCGCCCAAACUGAUUACCGCGUUCGAAAGAGGCGUGGAGGAGGACACUGACAACGACGACGACUACGACGACUUGGUCUACCGCUCACUACCGUCGAACCUGAUCCUCCGAGCACCCACUAGGCCGCUUCCGUCUGCACCCUCACGCGCGUCGUCCGACUUUGCUGCGGAGAGCUUGAAGGCCCUGAACGAGAGCACAGCUCAGCUCGAUCGGCAGCAUAGCGUCGCGCUGAGACAACCGGAGCCCCGGCCCCAGCCAUUGAAGUCGGCUAUGAAACCCCGCCCGCAGGUGGUUAGCUCCGCGCUAGGAGAACCAUACGAUCUUGUCGACGCCGCGGGAGCCUCUAGCAGUAGGGCAGUCCGCUUCGACGCCGCCUCCCCGAGAAGCUCGUCGUCGUCGACUUCCCCGCCAUUUCAGCAGAGCGGGGAGUCUCCGUCAUCAGUGCCGUCAUCCCUAGGCAUCGAGGAGCCCAGCGAGGAGUCCCCGCCACGAUACUCCUCGUUGUCAAUUCUGCGAGCGCCUACGCGCGGUCCCCUCGCCGCUGCUGCUGCCGCCGCUAUCGACACACCCCUACUUGUGUCCGGCGAAAAGGGGCGCAGCCAGGCCGAUGCUUCUGAACAGUUGCAGUCGCAGCUGCGCCGCGCGCGCAGUGUUCCCGGGCCGUUCCUCUUCCGCGACUCCCCAAAGCUGCAGCAGAUCAGAGAGACACAAAGGAGCGGCGGGAUGUAUGCGAACUAUAUCGGUUCACGCUCUGCGGCGUCGCUACGCAAUCUGGACUCGCAUUUGGGGCAACCCCUUGCAGCCACGGAGAUACCGCAACCGGGGCCGUCGGCCGCGAGCAAGCUGUGGCAGAAAGCCAAGAACGGCUUUGGGCUCGGAGCGAAGAAGGCGCAGCCGCCCCAGAUUCGGUGGGUGGUUCCUCCAGUCAAGACUGUGCCCCCCGAACCCGAAGUCCGUCCCGAGUGGCCGAGAGAGAAGGUUUCAUUGCUGUUGAGGCCCAAAUCAUAA